AUGUUACUACUAACAGGCAUCCUGAUUACUGUUCUCUUAGCUGUUAUCAUUGCCUAUUUUUUCCAUCUUCGGCAAGCCUAUGAAUUUUUCAAGCGAUUAAAUAUUCCUGGUCCACCACCAAUACUUUUAUUUGGUAAUUUUCUCGACUUCGUUAAAACUAAACGAUUGUCAAUUUCAAUUACACAAUGGACAGAAAAAUAUGGUCGUAUUUUUGGUUAUUUUGAAGGACAUACACCAAUUUUAGUUAUAUCUGAUCCUGAUAUAUUACAAGAUAUAUUUAUUAAAUCAUUUUCAAAUUUUCAUUCUCGUCGUCCUUUUCCACUCGAAGAACAACAUUCUAAACAAGUACAUGUUUUUAGUGCGACUGGUCUUCGUUGGAAGCGACAAAGAUUUAUUAUUAAUCCAACAUUUUCAUCGGCUAAACUUAAACAAAUGUCUCCACUUGUUCAUCGAAGUAUUAGCAUACUCAUGAAAAAGAUGUCUGAAGAAUAUAAUAAAGGUGAACCAUUUAAUAUCUAUGCAUAUUAUAAACGAUUUACUAUGGAUACUAUAUGGUCAUGUGCUUUUGGUAUUGAUACAGAUAUGCAAAAUAAUAUUAAUGAUCCAUAUUUAAUUUGUUCACAAACUGUAUUCGAUGAGGAAAAUGCUGUCAAAGUUUUAGUACUUUUAUCUUUGUUUAUCAAAGAAUUAAAUAAUGUCUGGAUUAAAUUUCAUCACAUAAACAAUUUUAUACGUUACUGGUUUUUGCGUAUUUUUCCAUUAGCAAAGAAAUUUAUUCAAGAAGAACCAUACAAAUGGAUUAUGAGACAAACAUAUAAAAUGAUGGAAAAACGUGAACAAAUUGGUCCAAUGAAUCGAACAGAUUUAAUGCAAUUAAUGCUUGAAUCAGCAUCCAAUGAAGAUUUUAUUCAAUUAUCUAUUGUUGAUUUUAAGGAUGGUCAAACAUCUGCUAUGAAAAAAGAAGAAAAAGAAAACGAGCCACCACUAAUUCGAAAAUUGACUAAACAUGAAAUCGCAUCUAAUAUUUAUCUAUUUAUGAUUGCUGGUUACGAAACAACAAGUACAGCACUUAGUUAUAUUUCUUAUGUUCUCGCAACUCAUCCUGAUGAACAACAAAAAUUACAAGAGCAUAUUGAUAUUCAUUUCGAUUCUGAAACAGAAGAUGAUAUGCCAUCUUAUGAUACAAUAUCACAAAUGGAAUAUUUAGAUAUGUUUGUUCGAGAAACACUUCGUAUGUAUCCCAUAUUACCGAUAGUAAUUAAUCGUCAAAGUAUGGAAGAGUUUCAUAUCAAAGAUAUUGGUACAAUUCCAGCUGGUACAUAUAUUGCAGUUGAUAUUUAUCAUUUACAUUUCGAUCCUGAUUUGUGGGGUCCUGUUGAUCCACAUAUAUUUUAUCCUGAACGUUUUGCUACAAAACGACAUGCCAUGGCAUGGAUUCCAUUUGGAGCUGGACCAAGAAAUUGUGUUGGAAUGCGUUUUGCUUUAAUGGAAUUAAAAAUGGUACUUGUUCGUCUUCUCAAAACAUAUUCACUGGUCAGCUGUGGUAAUCAAACAUGUAAACCAUUCGAAAAUCUGAAAGAAUAUAUUGUAAUUGCACCAGAACAUGUUAUUAUUUGUUUAAAACGUCGAAAUGAACAUCAGAAUUAA
Rotaria sp. Silwood2 is the source of this 1647-nucleotide messenger RNA. The record is from the annotation of a GenBank genome assembly. Lineage: Eukaryota; Metazoa; Rotifera; Eurotatoria; Philodinida; Philodinidae.